This is a messenger RNA of Insectozyma verbasci, 1581 nucleotides long. The record is from the annotation of a GenBank genome assembly. Lineage: Eukaryota; Fungi; Ascomycota; Pichiomycetes; Serinales; Debaryomycetaceae.
AUGUCAAUCAGUUCUUAUAUUGCUACUAUUGGUAGUAUAUCAACAGCAGCAUUGAUUCAUUUAUUAAAUGAAAAACAAAAAGAAUUACUUGAGGUAAAACAUAAAUUAAAUUUAAAAUUAGAAUCAGUUAUAAAUGAACGGGAUUUAACAACAACAAAAUUAAAUAAAUUAAUUGAAAAUUCAAAUUUACAAAUUAAAAAUGGUUCAAUAUCAAAUGAUAAAGAAAUUAAUAAAUUAAAAUUAGAAAUUAUUGAAUUAACUAAUCAAAAUGAAAAAUUGACAAAAAUUGACCAGGGGUUAAAUAAAGAAAAUGAUUCUAUUAAAUCACAAUUAAAAUCAUUUAACGUUCAAAUAUCUCAAUUAACUCAAGAAUUAGAAUCAUAUAAAACUAAAUAUACUACAUUGGAAAAACAAAAUGAAUUUAGAUUAAAUUCUUAUAUUGAAUCAAUUAUAGUUAAAAAAGAUGAUGAAAUUUCACAACUUCAAACUAAAUUAAAUGAAUCCUUGGAAAAUAUAAGGGAACUCAAAGCUUCAUUUGAAAAUUUUAAAAGUGGGAAUAACAAAAUUAUCUUUGAAUUAAGAGAAAAAUCAUCAAAUGAUUUGAAUGAAAAAGAUAAACAAAUUAACGAAUUAGAAGAUGAUUAUAAAACAAUGAAAACUGAUUUUAUACAAGUUAAUAAAAAUUUAAAAGAUUCAAAAGAGGUUAUAAUAAAUUUUGAAAAAAUGAAAGAAGAAUUAAAGAUAACUCAUCAAUUAUUAAAUAAAGAAAUAAGUACUGAAAAAAAAAUAAAAUCUGAAAUGGUUGAAAAAAUGUCAUUUUUAGAAGAAACCUUAGCUAAUUAUAGAUCUGAAAUUUCAAAAUUAUCUAAAAAGAAUGAAAAUUAUGAAGAUAUAAUAAAUGAAAUUUAUUUAAUUUUAUAUGAAAAUUUACCAACUCCAAUUGAAUUAAGAAAUAUCUCUUCAAGCGAAGAUGAUAUAGAUGAUUAUGAAGAUAUUGGAAAUGAUGAUAAUGAUAAAGUUCAAAUCUUGCCUCAUAAAUCUUCAAUUGUUAUAAAUUAUGAUAAGGUAAUACCGAGAGUUAAAGAUUUUAUUGAUGAUUAUGAAGAUAAAAUAAGUGAUUCUCGUAAGGAAAACAAUGAUCUUGCUAAAGAAAAUGAUAGAUUAAAAGAUGAAAAUAGUAAAUUAAAGGAGAUUAUCGCAAGUUUUGAAUCAAAAUUAAGUAAAACAAUUCAUUCAAAAAAUAAUUUUCAAGAAACAAUUACUAGUUCAGAGGAAAUUGAUGAAGAAUCUGGAAUGAAAGUUAAAGAUGUAACUGAUUUACAAGAAAAUGGUGAGUUAAAAGAUGGUGAAACUGAUCAAAAGGAUGCACAAGAAAAUACUUCUCAGAUAGAAACAAAAGAUAGUGAAGUUGAUCCAUUAGACGAUUCAAAAGAAGUAAAAGUGGAAACUAAUCAAGAUGAAUCUGUUCAGGAUAAUUCAAAAGAUACUAAAUCAGGUACUCAAGAAGAUGUUAAAUCAAGUGAAACUCAAGAUGGUUCAAAAGAUACAGAAUCAACUACAUUGGAACACAGCACCAAUUGA